Penicillium paradoxum is the source of this 2262-nucleotide messenger RNA. Its product is annotated as putative serine-rich protein. The transcript has a single exon. The coding region runs from base 1 to 2262 and encodes 753 amino acids. NCBI's taxonomy places the organism in Eukaryota, Fungi, Ascomycota, Eurotiomycetes, Eurotiales, Aspergillaceae. The record is from RefSeq and is a predicted model, not a curated record.
AUGUCCGCUCCCGCUCGGUCAACAUCGCCGCAUGCCCGGAGGGCAUUGCACGAGCGUACCCCGUCUCACACAAAUGAAAGAUCACCGACCCGCUCAUUGCGCAUGGUCCCCGACGAAGAGGUGGAUAUGUAUAAUGCGACACCAUUUCCGACCAAACCCGAGCAGAUUCUACUACCGCUUCCCGGUAAAGGACAGCAGGAGUAUAUCUCAGACAUCGGCUUCAGCUAUUCAGAUCCCCAUUUGGGACCCUCUACGUCAACGUAUUCUCCAUCGGCUUUCAGCCAGGUUUCCCUGAACAGCCCGAGAGAUCACUCAAUUGGCGAGAGUUGGGGUGUAUCCUCUACCGGUGAGACCGGCAAUUCACCCCCGCAGAUGUGGGAUGAUGACCCAUCCUCUAGCAAGUCAUCAUUGCCAGAUAUCGCUUCGGGAAAGGCCCCAAACUAUGGAUUCGAAAGUUCAGAACCCGAGUUCUCAGAUGACGAGAUGAUGGUUUUGCCCACGGCCACACCAACAAUCAAAGCAGUGCUGUCUGACCCGCCCACAUCAGUAAAGUCAUCCGACGAUUCUGACUCGGCAGCUGGAUACUCCAGCCCCAGUCUGGAACAAAUGGAGAGUCCCUCAAGUCCCAAUUUUGUUUUGCUGAAUAACUCGAGCAUAAGUUUCCCUCGUCCGGGGACAGCAUCCUCAGAGUCUGACCCGCGAACGAACUCGCUGUCUUCGUAUAAUUCACGAGGCACCGUUGUGAGACACGCCGGUGCUGCACCCUGGUUCCACAACGCCUUCCAACCAGCCUCAUCAGAUCGAUCGAGCUACCAGAGCCUGUCUUUUCACUCUAGUCCGCCUGCGCAAUCUGUCGCAUCGUUUCGCUCAUCAUCGAGAGUCCCAUCAGGCAACUACUCCCGAUCUGCGACGUCUUCCUCGCGCAGCCUUCGCUCUGCAUCUGACUUGCAGGCAGCCAUUGACAGCGGAGUGCCUGUCCAAUACCCGCGUAUUCGCGCGCCAUCGUCUUCCAGCUCCCGCGCAGGCACGUCGGUUUCAUCAGAGCGUGACUUUACCCCGGGUUCCGCUUCUGGUCGUUGCAAUCCUCAUCUCGCAUCUGGCCAUUGGGCUUCACCAUCGAGCUCCGAAGCUGAUACUUCAGCCUCAGAGCGCGGGUUCACUUCUGGACCCGCCUCUGGACGUACCAACCCUCACCUGGCAUCUGGUCGCUGGAACCCGCACUUGUCAACAGUCUCAUCCAUCUGGUCCGCUGAUGAAUUAGCCAAUCUCUCUGCUCAAGCAGAGACAGAUUCAGACCGCGAAAUGGCAGAGCCAACACCGCCCCCACCAGCGGCGUUGCAGACUGAAACGACCAGAUCUUCCGUCUGGCUCGUUGACUCCUCCAAUGACAGUGAAGAUGAGCGCCUGGACAGUCUCACCAAGCUUCCCAGCCGCCCAGUGUUCGCCCAGAGCCUUUCUUCCGGCUCAAAGCGCAGCAACAGCUCCCGGAGUCUACAACGCCCAGGCACCGGAUCCAGCACCAUCCUCAGCAUCCUGCCUACCUGGGCCAAGGUCUACUAUCUGCGCGAGCCAAUGGGCCUAAGUUCAACCCUCUCCAUGAUCGAUGCCAGCCGUCCAUCAUCUGCUCGCCCUGGAACAGCCAACUCAAGCGUCUUCAACCUCGUCCCGGGCCCCCUUAACGUCCCCCGACCUCGCUCCCCCGACCGUCCUCCAUCCCCCGAGCACCCUGUGCCAGCCUCACGCUCACGCGCCCCCCAACGCCGUCUGGAAAGUGACCCGCGCGAUCCACGCGCACACUGGGUUCCAUCACCACAACCCGAAGACGGCGAGUUCACAGGGAGCCACCUGCACCGACUACGUCACAGCUGGUCACCACACCUCGUCCAUGACCGACGAGUCGUGCAGCACUCAAGCAGUCGGUGGCGGGCGCCAUCGCUGGACUCGCGCAAUGAGCCAAUGUUCGGACGCCGGAACAUCCAAGUAUACUCCUUCUGCUUUGGGUUCAUCUGUCCCCUGGCGUGGUGCAUUGCAGGUUUCCUUCCGCUACCACCAAAGCCAAAACCCGCGCCGGAGAUGUUGGAGUACGAGUCUGACUCGGAUGUCGAGAUGGCGUUAGAGGCUCAGUGUAUGAGCCUCCAGCAGCGGCGGCACGAGAAUGCGCGCUGGUGGAGGAAUCUUAAUCGGUGGAUGAUCUCACUUGGGGUCGUGAUUGUUGUUAUCAUUAUUGUGCUUGCUGUUAUUGGGACAACAACUGGUUUCUAA